Molecule: messenger RNA, 10869 nt
Organism: Phyllopteryx taeniolatus (common seadragon)
Lineage: Eukaryota; Metazoa; Chordata; Actinopteri; Syngnathiformes; Syngnathidae
Product: peripheral-type benzodiazepine receptor-associated protein 1
Exons: 33
Coding region: 1177-7986 (2269 amino acids)
Biological process (GO): neuromuscular synaptic transmission
Molecular function (GO): protein binding
Source: RefSeq, a predicted model, not a curated record
UUGGUUCAAGUUGCAGACAGACAAUUUGAAGCAUUACGCUAAUGUUGGCUAACCAACGCACUAUAAAGUUAGCUGUAACACUGAAUUCCUACUCCCGAUACUCCCAAGAGCCUUAUUGGUCUUAUUGUUCUCCUUUUCUUUCAUUCAGCAAAUCACGUAGUUUGUUUGAAUAUGUUCACGUAAGCUAAUGAAAUAGCGGACUACUAAUAAGCCAUUGGCUCUGUAAUAAUACGAAGCGUCCGGGUGUUGCCGACUAUAGAUUACGCUGACGUUUUAAACACUCGCGAAGUAAUUCAUUGCACCUUUUUUUUUUUAUUUUUUUUAAUUUAACUACAUUAUCACUUGUUGCAUUCAUAGAUUUACAUGAUGAGCUCGAUGUUAGCGGUAGUUGAAUAAACUGUCAUUUCAGUUACGUCUUCAUCUUGUCAUCUGCUAGUAACUCAGAUAUCAAUCCGUAGGUUAUCACGUUAAUGUCACACUUAGUGGGGUGUCCUGACAUACUUUUAGCAAAUACAACGACCAGCCACAAGUUGCACAAAGAUAUAAUUAGAUCCAAUCCAGGAGCUGUAUCAAAUAUGAAAAUGCCCAGUUUUGAAUGACACUGUCAGAGAGGGAAUAAUUGAUAACAAUACAAUAUAUUACUGUUGUUGUUGGGCUGCUAUAAUAUAGCUGUAAAAUUACAAGUAAAAAAAACAAGUUUUGCUUUGUUUUAUUUCCCUUUCUGGGACUUUCUUUAUUUCUCCUAAUACUAUGCAUGUAACACGCUUUAACCUACAGAACUUGUAAAUAAACUUACAAACAUCAUGAUGAAUCAAGCCUGCUGCAUCAUACCUGGAGCUGUUCCUAAUAUUUUCACUUCUUUCAUUUGAGGUGGCUAGAAUAUUAGACCUUCAUAAAGGGAGAGUAUUUGCUGCAACUCUUGUAUAGGAUGUCAUUAUAGUGUGGAAGUGGUCCUGUUGUCUUCCUUCUUAACCACAAUAGAUUCUAUUACUAGGUUAUAGCGUUUGCACUUCUUACCAUACCAUUUUCUGUACUGUGCAUCCUUCUCUGUCUCAUCAUUCCAGUGUCCUGGUCUGACAGCUGCAUGCUGCAUGUCUGAUAUAAACUUGUCUGUCACCCAUCCGCACUCCUUUGAGCUUGUGAUCCACUCUUUCGAGAUGACCGCAUCACCUGUGCAUGCUGUGCUGUGACUUUGACACAAUGAGAAAAGACCGAGAUAACCCUCUGGUAUUGUCGUCCAAGAAACCGUGCCAGGGCCAAGCGAAUAUUGGACAAGCUCUAAAAACGCUACAUGCUGUUCUGGAAGUGGAAGAGGAGCAAACAGAGCAGGCCCUCUCUGUGGGGCACCUUCGGGAACCACAGGAGGCUGUGAGGGAGGUGACUUCCAGAGGUGCGUGCCAAAAAAACAAACACUCCAGCAGGCCACGGUGUCCCUUUAAAGACAGUGGGCGAUACAGUAACAUUGAGGCAGGCAGGGCCACACGCAAGACACGGACAAAUGUCCAGCAGCUGUUGCUGAUGCUGUCUGGGAAGAUAAAUAGUGAGCAGGGAGUCAAUAAAUUGGAUAGGCAGGAAUUGGAGCUCGAAAAAGCCAUCAUCCUGUGCCACUUACUAGACACCCACCAAGAUUUUUUGCACAAAAGACAGAUUGCAAGACAAUUAGCCCAAGAUGGCAGCAGCAGCAGCAGCUUCAAUCAGAUUGUGCCUCACCUAACCCACUCUAGGACCUUGCCGCGUGGAUCCAAAAUUAACCCUGGUCCAUCCAAGAAGAAAACCAAACAGGACCAGCCAUUACUGCAGUCAGUAAGCACUGACUUGUGUGUAGAUGACGCCUUUGCCACAAGUGUAGCAGUGGACACCUGUUGGAGGAGUGCUCUGAAAAUUUGUCACCUUUAUAACACUCCCCAUGCACGACACAACGACCAGCCCCCCGACGACACAGAGUCUACUGGGUCAGACGAGUUCCCUCCCUUCGAAUGCAUGGACAGAAACAUGGCGAAUGGGGCAGACUACCGGUUUCUGGUACGGCAAAACUUUGAACUCUUGCGAGCGCUGGAUGAGCUUAAGAAGACAUGCAGCAUACUGAAGGAGGAAAAUUGCCUGCUGCGGAAGAGCAGUGCUCCAGAAACGGAGGAGAAGGUCAGGCGGCUGAGGAGGAAGAACACAGAGCUGGCAGUGCUUGCCAAAAGGCUGGAGGAGAGGGCCCGGAAAUUGCAGGAGGCUAACCUCAAAAUGGUGAGUUCUCCAUCACUGAUAAAGCCUGGAUCAGUGGAACAGUACAAGAGGGCGUUCGCACGUCAGCGAGCACGUGACCUGGCCCAGCACGCGGAUGCACUGUUAUGCAAAGACAAGGAGAUCGCUGUGCUUCAGCAGGACUUCAAGGAACUGGAGGCACGACUGGGCACUGCUGAAGGUUCCCCUAUCCCGUCGAGCAGAGGGGAAUUUGAGAAACUUCUUAGGGAGUCUCAGAGAGAAGUUCUUCGGCUCCAAAGGCAGUUGGCCGUCACCUCAGCCACACAGCACCAAAACCACAAUCCUGAUCCUGGUGGCCCGGAGAAGUGUGAGAUACCUGCUGCGGUGGAGAUUGUUGAAGAGAGGGUUGUAGGAGAGACCCCGUGUGUGCCAUUAGAUGAAUCUCCAUCUAGGUGUGAGAAAACUCCUGCAAAGGAGGAGGAGUCGGGGCUGCCAGUGACGCCCCACCCGGGCCUCAGCCCGACCCCCUCCCAUCAGGAGAAAAAUUCAGAGGACAAGCAUCUUCACUAUCUGGAGAGUGAGCUGACAAAGAAGAGAAAAGAAUGUGAAUAUCUUGAACAUGAAGCAAAGAAGCGGCAGAAGAAAUGCCUGGAUUUGGAGAGCCAGCUUGAGGAUGAGCAGGGCAAAAAUGAGAAACUAAAGGAGGAGGCAGAUCUCCUCAGGAGGAAGGCACAGCUGCUCGACCAGACUCGAGUUGAGAAUGAGGAGUUGAGGGAAGAACUCUCUAAAGUGACCGCUCAACACAAUUCAGUUCUCGAGGAGAACCAGAGACUCAGUGCCAAACUGGAGAACCUAGAGCAGGUCCUAAAGCAUAUGCGAGAGGUCGCUGAGCGAAGGCAGCAGUUGGAAUUGGAACAUGAGCAGGCUCUGGCUAUCCUUAAGUUCAAGCAGGAUGAAAUCAAACGGUUACAACGGGCUCAGUUAUUUGCCAAGAGGGAGCAUGAAGGGGUGGUCCAGAUGUUGGAGGAGUUGACUCAGCUUGUGUUGCGGAGGGAGCUGUCAAAGGUGCGAGAUCUGGAGGAGAAGUGUCGCAGCCAGAGUGAACAGUUUGGCUCGUUGUCCCGGGAAUUGGAUAAGUUUCGACUGCAGGCCUCAAAGGUGGACCUUGCUGGUGCCGGCCUUCUUAACCACUCCGGCCUCUCUGUUCUGACAAAUGGAGUGGACCUGUCUACAGCGCGAGACUGCACAGAUGGCUCAUGGGAUAUGGAGUCUCUGAGCGAAAUAGCCUUCUGGAGUCUCGAGGGAGGUGACACUCUCUCCUGCCCUGAGGAUGUGGCUGCCGCACUACGCACGGGGACCACCCCCCAUGCUGCAGGGCUGUCCAGGGUGGAGCGCUCGCCGGUCACCAAGCAUCGAGAGCUUCCCACAAUCAGUGUCAGCAAGUCAGCCUCAUCCUCCAUCAAGUCUGAGACCACAAACCUCACCCCCAAGUCUGACACCCACCUUAGUCCGCACAAAUCAAGCCCAACGCAUGAGGUUGACACUGCAAGUGAGGUGGAGGAGCUGGACGUUGACAUUGCCGCUGCACCUUGCACUGCUAGCGGAGGAGCAUCGAAGCUUCAGGUUUUUAUUGCACGAUACAGCUAUAAUCCUUACGACGGCCCCAAUGAUAACCCUGAAAUGGAGCUACCACUCACUGCUGGAGAAUACGUUUAUGUGUAUGGAGGCAUGGAUGAUGAUGGCUUCUAUGAAGGCGAGUUGGUAGAUGGAAGGAGAGGGCUGGUCCCCUCUAAUUUUGUGGAACGUGUAUCCGAUGACGAUAUCAUGGGUACUCAUCCACCAGUGACUAGUGAUAUAACCCACAACUCCUUGCUAGACAGCAGUUUGCACAGUGCCAGCCACCAGCGUCACCUCCACACAAGUGUCCGUGCCUCGGAUAGAGUAGAGGCCUCUUCUGUCUCUGGCCCCGCCUCAGCCUCUUCCAAUUCGGCCUUGGCUGUCUCAGCCCCCCUCACCAAUGGCCUGGACUUGGAUUUGGAGGAGGUGGGAGUGGACACUGUGCCUUACCCACGUAAGCUCACCCUCAUCAAGCAGCUUGCCAAGAGCAUCAUCAUCAGCUGGGACCCUCCGUUGGUGCCAGCUGGGUGGGGCAAUGUGUGGAGUUAUAAUGUGUAUGUGGACCAGGAGCUCCGGCUCAAUGUGCCCUUCGGUGCCCAGACCAAGGCAGUGCUGGAGAGGCUUGACAUCAACCUCAAAGCCUACCGUGUAUCUGUGCAGAGCCUGACAGAGAAGGGCCUCUCAGAACAGCUGCGCUGCAGUAUGCUCAUUGGUAGGGACGUCUGUGUGGCCCCUACGCAGCUGCGUGUGGACAGGGUCACCGCCACCUCUGCCAACCUGUCCUGGCUGCCUAGCAACAGCAACUAUGUGCACAUUGUGUCCUUGAAUGAGCAAGAGUGUGAGCUGGUGAAGGCUGGCUGCUAUUCGCUGUGCCUCAAUAACCUCUUACCCUGCCUGCACUACACAGUCAAAGUGGAGGCGCGGCCACACCGCACGCCUUGGGAGUUACCUGUGGAGCGUCGUGAACGCAGAAGUGCUAGCAUCAACUUCAGCACGCUAAUGGCAGUUUCAUGCCCACAGUCUGGGAACACAGGCCCUCCUGAUGCUCCACUGGAUGUACAGUUGGAGCAUGGUCCUUCACCAGGUAUUGCCCUCAUCAGCUGGCUACCGGUCACUAUUGAUUGUGCAGGGACCUCCAACGGAGUCCGUGUCUCUGGUUACACUAUAUAUGCAGAUAAGAAAAAGGUGCUGGAGGUGUCUUCUCCAACAGCCGGCAGUGCACUGCUGGGGCCCUCCCAGAUCCAAUCCCUCCAGGCAGCUCAGGAGCUCACUGUUCGCACUAUGUCUGCACAUGGAGAGUCUUGUGACUCUUUUCCAGUCAAUGUGCCCUCCAAGCUAGCUGCUAUAAUGGCUGGCCCAGUUGCAACCACCCCGGUAGUGCCACGCCUCACUUGCAACCCUGUAGUACCCAAUAACCUGUCCUCUUUGCUUUCUUUCGGAAACUCUGCUGCCAAAGUCUCCACGCUGCCCUGCCCGUCAUCUCCAGAUAGACACAUUUCUGGCCUCACAGCGGAGGCUGCUGCCAACUGUCCUCAUGUCCCACACACUGAGGUCUUAGUGUCCUCAGCCUCAUUUGUACAGGCCUGGGCUGACCCCACAUCUGCUGCCAUGGCUGCGUGUGAGGCUACAUUACCCGUUUCAUCAAUCGUAACCCCAGUGAUUAAUGUGAACUCCCCCGCGUCGUCGGCUCCUCAAGCGGAUCCUGUAAUAGCACCCGCACAAACACCAGAGGUGGCACCAGCGGCCACAUUGGACCAACGCAGAGAUGCAGACAGCCCUGGAAGUAUACGUCCUUUUCCAUCCAUCACAGAGUUCAUUGAGGAUCCCUGUGCCAAACUCAGAACGCCGGAGCGUAUCCCCACACCGCCCAAAGCCCCAAUCACAGACCUCCUUAAUCCUCUGGACACAUUAAUCCUCCGACCCCCCAGUACUUCACCGCUGGACUCUGAGGUUGAGGAGGAACAAGAGAACAAACGCUUAGUGUCAAUUGAGGAGUUCUUGAGACAGGACCGGGACCCAGCGUACACAAUGGCGCAGCAGAGCUAUGGCACAGGGUUGAUCGAGCAUCCAAGUGAUUACCUCGCUGACAACAGCCGCUCAGAUCUGUCUGACAUUCUAGAAGAGGAAGAAGAUGAGCUUUACUCUGACCACCUUGUGGAAGCGCCCACCAGGGGAUACACAGUUACAGCUGGCAGGUUAACCAAAUCAGAACCUUCAGAGAGUGAUGAAGAUGUUGUUGAGAGGAUCCUCAAGUUACCCCCUCAGGAAUAUCGCAGCAAGCAACUGUUCAGUAUUCCUGAGGUGAGUGAAGAGGAAAACGGUGGUCGGAAAGAACCUUUACAUCAUCACGUACAGAUUCCGCUGAGGCCCAGCCAUCUUCAUCCCAGAGACACAGAACUCCUUCAUCAUGCUCCCCAGUGUCACCACCAACCACACGUUCCCCCUCAGCAGCACCACUUCAACAGGGAUCCCAGAUCCCUCACCAAAGAGCCUUUAUUUAGGCAAGUCAAGCCCAAGAUGCAGCACAGAGUCCACUAUUCAGAUGCAGUUGACACUGUGAGUUAUCCUGGUGAAAAAGAAGUGCGUUUAUGUGAAGGUCCAGCCAACAGGCGACUUUCUGUCCGCUGUCCCCCUCAGUCUGCUCCCAACAAAGACAGAGUACUACUCAGAGGAUUAGGGGACCGCCUUAGGAGGGAGGCCAUGCUCAGGAGUCAGAAGGCUGCAGCAGCAGCUAACCCAGGCUAUGGCCCUACCCCGCCAAGACCCUACCCAGUCAGCAAAACAGUACGUACUGUGAGGUCACCCAUUAGUCGUGGGAUGGAGAUUGAUGUGGAGUAUGGCACGGAUGACAAUGAGGAACCAGAUGCGUGCGCUUCAGGAGAGGUGGUGCUGGAACAGAUGAGCUCAGAGUGGUGGAUCGAGGGGGCUGAAAUGGAGCACAUAGGACCGUCUUACCGCCAAGGAACAAAGUCCAUGGAGCCGAGUCAACAAACGAGAUCCGAAGCAGGUCCAUCACAGGGGCCAGACUCCAAGCCAUCUUCUAAUUCAGUUGGUUUGCAAAGCAGGCAGCUUAAAGGUUGUUUUGAAUCACCAAAGACAAAAGGGGACAAAAGUGAAUUCCGCAUCUUUGUGGCCCUCUUCCCUUAUGACCCUGCCACCAUGUCACCCAACCCGGACGCUGCCGAGGAGGAGCUGCCCUUUCGAGAGGGACAGAUCAUCACAGUUUGCGGGGAUAAAGACUCUGACGGGUUCUACAGAGGGGAGUCUGGUGGUCGUUUGGGCUAUGUGCCUUGCAACAUGGUGUCUGAGAUCCAGGUGGAGGAUGAAGAAACCCGGCAGCAGCUUCUGGAGCAGGGCUUCUUAUCGACCCCAGCGUCCAUAGAAAAAAUAGAUUUUUGGUUUCACAUAUUUUGGUUUUCUAUUCUGAAAUCCCAUGAAGGCACUCGCACACAUGCACAGCUUCCACGUCGCCCUGUUCCACCACCGAAACCGAGACGAUCCAAGAAAGUGGAGUCUGCAGCACUCUGGCAGGAGAGUGUAGACUCCUCCAGUGAAGAUCCAAGCCAGGCAGCUGCUGCAACUGCAGCAAACCCCAACCCAGGAUCUCGCCGGAUGGUGGCCAUCUUUGAUUACGAUCCACGAGAGAGCUCCCCAAACACCGAUAUUGAGGCCGAGUUGACCUUCAGCGCCGGAGACAUCAUCCACGUGCUUGGCGACAUGGAUGAAGAUGGCUUCUUCUAUGGCGAUUUGAAUGGACAACAAGGCCUGGUGCCCUCCAACUUCCUGCAGGCUUUACCAGAAGAUGCCCCGGCCGAUCCCGUCUCAGCACAGCCUGCACCAGAACAUAAAAAAGAAUUACAGGGGAGUUCCUCUCUAGAGCUGCAGGAUGCCGGGCCCUCGACAAGCCAGGAUGCUUCGAUCCCACAAACAGAACCUCCUUGCCCGCAUCUAAUAGAACAUUCAGAACCACCGCCCCAUCUGCAACUGCCCACAAGCCCCACAUCAGACUCGGGCGUGGUUCCAGGCCCAGCUCCGGGGCGUGCCUCUCCUCUCACCCCGCACCCGGCAGACAGGCCGGUGUUGGCCGACUGCUCUGCACAAGGCAAGAAGAAGAAAGGCUUCUUCUCCAAAGGCAAGAAACUGUUCAGAAGGUUUGGAUCCAGCAAAAAAGAAUGAAAGGCAGGACCUCAAACUUGAUACUCUUUUCAAUCAAGCACUUUCUGUCUGCUCAUUGUUAGUGCAGUCAGAGAUGUUACUGUCCAUAGUUAUACUGGACAUUUGCCUUCGAGCACUGCUUGACGAGCUGGAAAUUACAGAGUUACUGUAGAAUUGUGCAAUCUCUCUACUCUCAUCGUUCCUUAGCAAAGCGUCCCAUUCUUCAAUACGCAAUAUAAAAGCUGAAAUGUGCGGUUGUUUCCCCGCUACAGAAGGCUACUGAAGCAAGGCCUCGGCCUUCUGUGUCCAGGUAAUAACAAAAAAUGCUUACUUGCCACUUUCUCUAAAGAAAGCAAACAAGUAGAGGCGGCAGUCCUCCUCAUCUGCUGCACGACUAUUCACUCCACAGUUGGUCCUCACGUCUUUCUGACUGUUUGUACGUUUGUCAUACGGAUCCUGCUUGUAUCUGCAGCAAUCGCGGUCCCUCAUUGGAGACACGGUGAACGACUCUCUAGAGUGUGUGUGUGUGCAUGUGUGUGCGUGUAAUUGUGUGCGCUGCCCAAAGGAAACUCCUUUUCCAGACAUUAACACAGGAAUACUCACCAGUACCACCAAAUUAUGCACACAACAUAUUAAAUGUAUUUAGGAUUCAGUAUUAGACGUUUGAGUGCAGCAUGGUGUUUUGUUUUUUUUCCCCACAAGGAUUUAGAGGGAGUUCAUAGAAAAAGUAACUGUUAGAAACCACAAUAAAAGGUAAUAAUCCCGCACUGCAUCAAUUUGAAUGAAUAUGUAGUAUUUCCGCGUAAUUUUGUCCAGCACGUCGGCAGCGUCUUUAUGUUUGUCAAGUGUGGUGAAGCAGAACAUUUUUUCAAUGCGCAGAGCUGCAGGUGUUCUUGCACAUCCAUCCGUUUUGUAUACUACUUACUUUGUUUCGUGUUGUAAAAGUAGCAACCUAUCCUAGCGAGAGAUGUGCUACACACACACACACACAGUUUCAGUUUCCCACCGACAGGCAAUUUAGAUUGUCCCGUGUGAACGUAUGUUAACCCAUACCACAAUACCACUGACACAAGCACAGUGAGAACAUGAAAAAGCCAUGCCAAGGUUCAAACCUUAACCCUUGCCAUGGGGCAGUACUGCUAACCAUGUUGCUGGAGAACAGUUCAGUUCAAAUGCAAUAGUGUGUGCCGCUUAACUUUCUCUACAUCUUACUGAACUUGAAGGCCACAGUAUACAGGUGCACCUCAAGCUUGUUUUCAUCGUGGGCCUCAUCAUAGUUGCGGUUGCCUUCACGUGGUCAAGUUCACGUUUCAGUUGGGAAAGAGGGGCAGAUUUAAUGACGUUUAAAAUACAAACUAACAGCUGCAAGCUUUUCUUUUAAGGAAAGUGCAAGAUCAAUAGUUGAUCUACUUUUUAGUCAACUAUCAGUGCAACGGUAACCGUUUGCAUUAUUAGUCAAUAAAAAUACUAAUAAUGCAUUUGUUAUUGCUCGUGCUCCAUCUGAAAAGCGCGGCCCGGGAGAGGCUGUUUAAUGCUGCGUGUGUGGGUACCCUAAUAAUCUCCCAGUGCUAUUACAUACUUGCCCCUCCAUUUGACGAGCACCUUUUUUAUGGCGAUAACUACUUUUGAAAAGAAAAAAAUGGAAAGAAAAAUUGGGGCAAGCUUUUGGAUUUGGCCCGCAAGCCUCGAGUUUGACACCUGCGCAUUUGAAUAUCGUGGAAAACAAAAUUUGUUUCACUGGAUCAAUUCAAAAAGUGUUAUUUUACAUGGACUCACAAGACAGAACAAAAUAUUUCAUCAUUUCCAUUUGUAUUAUUUUGUUGAUUAUAGUUUACAGCUUUUUGAAUAUUACACAAGACAACUCUUCACGGUUUUUAAUGUAGAAAUCAAGCAGGAAUUGGCCUUUCUUUUAUUUAAUGAAAUCUGCACAAUACGAGUUUCACAUUUUGAAUUAAAAUACUGAACUAUUCUGAACUACUGUUCAUUUUUAUUGAGAGUAAAUGUAUAUUACAGAAGGAAACCUGCUUCUAGAGUAUAAGGAGGAAGGAAUAUCAUAUAUUUUUUUUGUCAUGGCACGUGUGUGUAGUGUAAGUGUGCUGUAUUGUGUGUACCUGUAUUUGCGGUGCAGUUGAAGUGAAUGUGUGUCAGCGCUUGUAACAGAACAUUCCUGUUCCUGUUGGUAACUUCUCAGGUGUUUCAUAUGUAGCUUAAGACCCUAUAGCUUCCCAUCAAAAAGUGGAAAAAGUGCAGAAAAUGCCAAACACUUUAGGUGCUUUUAUUUCAUUUCGUUUAGCUACAAAGGAAGAGGAUCUAGUCAAGCUCCUGUCGUGUUAGUCACUUUAGUUCUAAGUUAAGUAGUUAAGUCAUUAGUCGUCGUUGGUCAGAGGGAGCGUGACGAUGCCAAGACUAUAAAAAGGAGGUGGUGGGGGUGGGGGAUUUUGUGGACGCUUUAUUUGCAAAUUAGCCGGGACAUAAGCAAGACUUGAGGCUGCAAUCAUUUCUUUUAUUUUGUAUUUUUUUUUCAGAGGACGCGAGUUUCUGAAGCGUACAGUUGUAUUGAAUUUACGGCCUUGAAUGCACAAGUAUUAUCGCGACCUGCUGUUUAGUUAGUAGACUGCACUCCUGCUGCUCUGCGUUACACCCACAUACACGUAGUUAACAGUAUUUAGCCUUACCAGAAGACAAUGUUUAGUCUUAAUAUGUUGUUUACAGGAUGUUUGUUGAUUGCAUGAAUACCAAUAUUCUGCCCAUAUUCUGCCUUAUUUAUUUAUUUCAUAUUUAUGUUUUCUUUGUCUGACACAUCUACAAUGUGAGUUGUAGAUUGUUUGAAAUGCAGUGAAAAGGUCGUUGUAGGAGUUGUGUAUAUAAUGGACAGUGUUUGAACUCUCCCCCCCCCCCCCCCCC